AUGCUUGAAACCCGUGUGGCGGCGUUAUGCGUGUUGCUAUGUUGCGUGGUAGGCGCACUGUGUGCGCCGGCGCCGCUGUGUGCGGGCGCGGCGGAGGACGACCCGCGCGCCGCCAGAUUCUGUCAGGCGCUCAACACCUUCCUAGAGCUGUACGCGGAGGCGGCAGGAGAACAAGUGCCUGAAUACCAAGCUCUCGUCCGUGACUACCCUCAACUCCUAGACACAGGCAUGAAGCGGCAAGAUGUCGUGCACUCGUUCCUGCGCUUCGGGCGUCGCCGCUGACCUGAUCACGCGCACACCACAUCGAAACGCGGCAACGUGGCUUGAAUUUACCCCUUACUUUUGAAACAUAAUUUUUCGUCCAAAACAUUAAUGUUUAAAGUUCCUUUAGGCCAAAUUAAUUAAAAAUAAACUUUAAAUGUAAGUUAAAAAAAUAUCCGACACACUGCGAAUGUCAUUUCAUUCUAGGUCCUCUAAAGGAGCGGACGUCUGAACCUCUCUCUCCAAAUUUAAUUGUAUAACAAGUGUAAGGAUUUAGGCUAUAAAAUGUACUUAUUUAAUAUGAAUUAAUAGUUUUAAGGAUGUAAUUAACGAUCUUGUUGUCAACGUUUUUGUGGCAUUUCAUUUGAUAAGCAAAUAAGAAUGUUUUCAAUAAAUAAAGUUCCAUAUUUAUGACAAGCUUUAAUUUUUUAAUUAAUUCUUCUGUUUCCAAGACCCUAUUGUUUUAUAUCGACUGU
Diatraea saccharalis (sugarcane borer) is the source of this 737-nucleotide messenger RNA. Lineage: Eukaryota; Metazoa; Arthropoda; Insecta; Lepidoptera; Crambidae. The record is from the annotation of a GenBank genome assembly.